Molecule: messenger RNA, 1926 nt
Organism: Zymoseptoria tritici IPO323
Lineage: Eukaryota; Fungi; Ascomycota; Dothideomycetes; Mycosphaerellales; Mycosphaerellaceae
Exons: 1
Coding region: 1-1926 (641 amino acids)
Biological process (GO): SRP-dependent cotranslational protein targeting to membrane
Cellular component (GO): signal recognition particle, endoplasmic reticulum targeting
Molecular function (GO): protein binding; 7S RNA binding; ribosome binding
Source: RefSeq, a predicted model, not a curated record
AUGUCAAGCCUCGCCGCGCUCCUAAAGCGGACCCACAUCGAAGACGACGAGGGAGUGCUCAAAGCCGCCAACAACGCUCUCAAACAGUCCAAAUCCGACCUCGAAGCACAGCACGUCAAAGUCGUCGCUCUCCUCAAACUCGACCGCUACGAUGACGCCUUGAAGACUCUGGAAGACGGCGGCGAGAGGCUCAAGCAGCGUGCGAGCCUCGAGCACUCUUACGCACUGUACAAAUCUGGCAAACCCUCUGCGGCAGCGGAGUUGGCGCAAAAAGGCACGAAGAGAGGAUUUCAUCAUGUAGAGGCUCAGGCACGGUACCGGAUAGAAGACUUCCCGCGCGCGGCGGAAUUGUACAAACAGCUGGCGUCUGGGACUUCGGAGGAUGCUCCUGCGGAUCUGUUGAUCAAUUCUGGUGCGGUGGACGCUCAGCUCGAGUGGACAGGACGAGGAGAUUUGGUGCAGAAGAAGAAGCCGGGCAGGGAAGAUCUGGAAGCGUUCGAGACGGCGUACAAUGCGGCUUGUGGGAGUAUCGCACGCGGAGAGCUGGGACAGGGUGAGGUGCUGUUGAAACGGGCCAAGGAUCUGUGCAGUGCGGUGGAGGAUAUGAGUGAGGAUGAGAAAGAGGCUGAGUUGCUGCCGAUCGUGGUGCAGCAAAUAUACGUUCUUGCGAAAUUGGGUCGGUCAGAGGAGGCGGAGGCAUUGGCGAAGGGACUGGAUGUGAGCAAGGUCUCGGAUGCGAGCACACGACAUAUUGCGAAGGUUAACGAGGUGGCUACAACGACGUCGGAGAACCCGUACUUGACGCAGAGACUGGUUUCGAAGGACCUCGAGACGCUCAAGCCGGACUACCCAUUCAAAUUCCAAUCGAUGGUACUGAAGAGCAAUACAUAUGCUGCGGGACUACAGGCUUUGAAAUUUGACGGCACGGCUACCUCGACACACCAGACUCUGUCGAAACAGACCUCACCCACUACGGAGCCAUUCUACACAUCGCUAUCGGUUGUCAAUGCUGCAGCACAUGCCAAGUGCCAGACUGGCAAGGACGCCUUGAAACACAUCCUGCCAGUGCUGGAGCGCCGUCCCAACGAUGUCGGUCUCGCUUUGACUAUCGCUCAACUCUACAUUCAGGCCGGCAAUUCUGGCGCGGCAGUAGCGCUACUGGGGAACUUUCUCGCUCGCCUCGAGCAAACGGCGCCCGAUGUGCGCUUUGCGCCGGGUCUCGUAGGUGCUGUGGUCAGCCUUUAUGACAGCCAAGGCCAGAAAGGACCCAUGCGCACAGAGCUUGCCAACGCUGCGAGGCACUGGCGGCAGAACACCAAGGAGAGACCGUCUGGCUACGUGCACCUGUUCAAAGCGGCAGGCAGAGCAUUACUGGACUCGCAAGAGCAGGACGACCUAGACCUUGCCCGCGACAUUUUCGAAGAACUCAACUCCCGCGACUCGAACGAUCGCUACGCAGCAGCAGGACUCCUAGCAGCAGCUCCCGAAAAGGCGUCUCGUGAACAGCUCGCCGCACUCCAGCCGAUAGAGCGUUUGAUCAGUGGCAUCGAUGUGGACGCAUUAGAGAACGCAGGAAUUGCUCAACCACCACAAACCGGCCUGCCAACAUCGCGGAAGCGACCAGCAGAAGACACGAAACCCAAAAAGGCCAAGAAGAUCCGCAGCAACCGCAUUCCCAAGGACUACGAUCCGAGUAAAACGCCAGACCCGGAACGAUGGUUGCCUCUCAAAGAUCGCAGCACGUAUCGGCCGAAAGGUAAGAAGGGCAAGGCACGGCAAGCGCUGUUGAGUCAGGGCGCAGCGGUCACGAAUGAGAGUGAUGGUAGUCGGCCGGCGACGCCGGGCGCGGAAGUGCUGAAGCAGAAGCAGGCAGCGGGUGGAGGCGGCGCGAAUAAGAAGAAGAAGGGGAAGGGUGGAAAGUGGUGA